AAAUGUGCCAGUAUUAGUCUAUAAAGUAUUUUCUUAAGUUGAGAAUGUAAUUGUAGGUAAGCACAAUAGCUCCAUGUGCCUGGGGCAGCUCGUUCUGUCAUUCAGACUGGCCAUGCUAUUUUUGAGAUUAAGUUUGGGCAGAAAGCACAAGUUCUGUUUUUCUACAAUUAAAAAUAUGGAGGGAAAAUUUGAAACUAAUGAAGAGAGAAACUGAAGCAUUAAGAGACAGCAUUUACAAGGAUCAUUUGAAAAUUAUGGAUAACAUGUUGUUUCUAUGUUUUAAGAUGAGUAAAGAGACUCAGCUGUCCAGUUAUAUCUGAAACAAAAUUUUGUUUUAUGAGAAUCUUGGAGAGCAGUUUAGAGUUAAAUCAUUGCAUUUCAUGAAUUCUAGACAGUUUCAGAUCCUAUAGUUUUGUGCAGUAAUACCUAACAACCUUUUUAGAAGUAAUUUAGAGAUUAAAUACCCCUGUUUCCUUCCUCAAUGUGACUACUGCAUACUUUCAUCUGUGCUGGACAUGGUUUACAUGUUCUAUGGAUAUUCAAAUGUGGCUCUACUACCUAAAUUACACAUGUAGGUACUAUCUUUUGCCUUUCCUUCCAGGAGAGUUCUUUAGGCCUUAGCAAGGCAGAAGAGCUGUCUUAGGGGAAAAGAAGCAUUUUGAUAUUCAGAAAAGGGAUCUGCGGACUGGGGAAAAGUACCUGGAGAUGAUGGGGAGAGAUGGACAGAAUCCUCUAAGAACAUUGCAGCUCUGUUGUUUCUGGAUUAUUCUAAAUAUCCUCUGAAACAAUAAGUGGACUUUCAUAUUUGUUGAACAUAAUUGUGUGAGAGAACACUUCUCUGACAUUUUUAACUGUGGUGACAGUGAAAAUGCCUUAUAUAAAGAAGACAUCUGGAAAAAGAGCUCCUGCGAAGAGGAAGCUUGCAGAAGAAUUUGCUCCAGGAGAGGUGUUAACAGAUACAUCAAAAAAAGAGUGGAAAUUAGGCAUGCAUAUAGGGCAAGGUGGCUUUGGACGUUUAUAUCUUGCUGAUGUUAAUUCUUCAAAAUCGGUUGGCAGUGAUGCAUCUUAUGUUGUAAAAGUGGAACCCAGCCAGAAUGGACCUCUUUUUUCUGAAUUAAAGUUCUACAUGCGAGCUGCCAAACCAGAGCAAAUUCAGAAAUGGACUAAAUCCCAUAAACUGAAAUAUCUAGGCGUACCAAGGUAUUGGGGGUCUGGGUUGCAUCAAAAGAAUGGAAACAGCUAUAGGUUUAUGGUAAUGGACCGAUUUGGGAGAGAUCUGCAGAAAAUAUAUGAAGAAAAUUCAAAGCGUUUUGCACAUAAAACUGUGUUACAGUUUGGCUUAAGAAUACUUGAUAUUCUGGAAUAUAUCCAUGAAUAUGAAUAUGUGCAUGGAGACAUCAAGGCCUCAAAUAUUCUCCUGAAUUACAAGAAUCCAAAUCAGGUGUACUUGGUUGAUUAUGGCCUUGCAUAUCGAUACUGUCCAGAAGGAGUUCACAAAGAAUAUAAAGAAGACCCAAAAAGAUGUCAUGAUGGGACUAUUGAAUAUACUAGUAUUGAUGCACAUAAGGGUGUGGCUCCAUCAAGACGUGGUGACUUGGAAAUUCUAGGCUACUGUAUGAUUCAUUGGCUCAGUGGCCAUCUACCAUGGGAGGACAAUUUGAAAGACCCCAACUAUGUCAGAGAUUCAAAAAUCAGAUACAGAGAGAAUAUUGCGGACUUGAUGGAAAAGUGCUUUCUUGGGGAAAAUAAGCCAGAUGAAAUAGCCAAAUACAUGGAAAAGGUGAAGUUAUUGAGCUAUGAAGAUAAACCUUUUUAUCAGCAUUUCCGAGAAAUACUUCUACAAGGGCUCAAGGCCAUUGGUCAACGGGAUGAUGGAAUAUUGGACAUUGGUUUGUCAGAGAAUGGAGACUUGCAAACAAAGCCCAUACAAAAGAGGAAGAGAAAGGCAGCAGCAGCAACAGCCACAGCAGAAGAAAGCACUGAAAAGGAUGUAGAAGAUGCAGGAAGUCCAAAACAGAAGAGACGUCCUCCUUCUAAGUCAGGAGCAACCAAAACAAAGGCGAUCUCACCGAUAACUAAGAAAAACCCAAGAACUAAAAAGAGAGUCCAGAAGUAGAUGAACCAAAAUAACGUGUUCUUUUGUCCAACUAUUCUUUGUUCAAUUCCUGUAGCACUGGAAUUUUUCUUUCCUUUUUUUUAAACAUUCAGUUAUUUUACAGGAUUUGUAUGACAACUGCUGAAGUUUGUACCUGCUUUUGAAGAAUAAAUGUUUUAAUAAAAUA
Messenger RNA from Alligator sinensis (Chinese alligator), 2282 nucleotides. It is a transcript of the gene VRK1, whose product is annotated as vaccinia related kinase 1. Gene Ontology annotation, molecular function: protein serine/threonine kinase activity; ATP binding. The transcript is spliced from 13 exons. Lineage: Eukaryota; Metazoa; Chordata; Crocodylia; Alligatoridae. The record is from RefSeq and is a predicted model, not a curated record. The coding region runs from base 869 to 2116 and encodes 415 amino acids. Gene Ontology annotation, cellular component: cytoplasm; nucleus. Gene Ontology annotation, biological process: peptidyl-serine phosphorylation; signal transduction.